AUGACCACGUCUCAAGCUCUGAUGUCAAUGAACGACGUGUUGAUGACUCCCGCCGAGACCUCACUUUCCAUCAUUGAUCAACUCAAACUGGCUCGUGAUAUGGUGAGCGCGGUUCUCAAGUUCUACUCGACACCGUGGCUGAGGGAGUACUUCACGCUUCGAGACCUCUCUUUCUUCCAGAUGAGCGGGGACUUUUCCAGGUGCCUUCGGACCCUCCAUCUAGGCUUUGACUUUGUCCAGUCAUCGGCCGCAAGCUUACCACGGAGCAUGGAGGGGAUAGAGGUGACGGCCAUGCCGGACAACAGUGACGGCGGCCGUAACGAAGUAGAGACCGCCGCCGAGCGCGCAAAGUUGGAGUAUGGAAUACGCAGCCUGACGCUUUGGAGUCUCGGUAUUACUCUGCUUCAGAUCGGACGGUGGUCAAGCCUAGAAGCCCCGGAAGACGUCCUCAGCGUUCGGAGGCUAUCGCGGCAGGUCCCGACUUUGGGCCCGAAGUAUAGGGACCUUACCAGGAAGUGUCUGGAGUGUGACUUCGGGUUCGGCGACGACUUGUUGAAGCCGCGCUUGCAGCAGGCUGUGUACGAGAGCGUGGUUUGCGAGUUGAGCGACAUGAUCAAGACCCUCAAUGUCAGCGAUGAUUGA
Messenger RNA from Colletotrichum fioriniae, 642 nucleotides. RefSeq lists its product as uncharacterized. The record is from RefSeq and is a predicted model, not a curated record. NCBI's taxonomy places the organism in Eukaryota, Fungi, Ascomycota, Sordariomycetes, Glomerellales, Glomerellaceae.